Messenger RNA from Sinocyclocheilus rhinocerous, 726 nucleotides. RefSeq lists its product as uncharacterized. The annotation marks the transcript as partial. The transcript is spliced from 3 exons. Lineage: Eukaryota; Metazoa; Chordata; Actinopteri; Cypriniformes; Cyprinidae. The record is from RefSeq and is a predicted model, not a curated record.
AUGGCUGAAGUGAUGCACAAAUUCAAACCAUACCCCAGUGAUAGGGACAUAGGAAUGGCAGCAGAGGUGAGUGGAUGGUACGGGUGGAAGACGAGUCUCAAAUUUAAAAUGGGUAAUUUUCGUACGAAGCUGGCCAGAUCUGGAUGUGUGGAGGUAUCUGUCAACACAGGCAAGAGGAGCAAAAGCAACCCUGAAAAUGAACACCCCCACUCAAACAUAAAAAGAGCCAGACGGGCUGAAGUUAACUACCUUCCAGACUUCCCCAGAGGAGAAAAGCAGGAUAGUCUGGAAGAAAUGAGAGUUCAGAUUAUUUCUUUAGUUGAGAAGAGAGAGAAAAACCUAUUGUUGAUAGAAAAUCUUAUGCAGAAGACCUCUGCCCUUCAUCGACAAGAGAUUGUUCUGGAAAACCCAUUGGUGAAGACCUUCUUAGAGAAAUGGCCGGCCCUUCAGAUUGAAGCACAGGUUUGUGCCGAGUUCCAACGCAUUACAAAUGUCAACCUACGGAACCAGUUCUAUGUUGAGCUCGACCGACACACACCACAACUCGUUGCAUUAUUCAGACAGAAGGCAGCACGCACCGGCAAAGUAUCAGAGAUGCUGCGUGACAUCCUAAGUGUUUAUGAUGUCCAGGAUUUUCAUGAUGCCAACAUGAAGCGCACGUUAGUCCUUCGUGCAAUCCCAGUAUACUUACGUGAGGAAGACCCACGGUUCUUUAAGAUGUGGAAU